AUGCUCAGGCCAGCCCUUCUCCUCCGACGCGCCGCCGCACCGGCUGCUACGCGCGUCGCGGCCCCGCUCGCACCAGCAGCUCGAUACACCCCCGCCCGCUCCGUCCGCUCCGUCUCGUCCAGCACAACGCCAAAGCGCGCAUGUCCCGCUUGCGGCGCCGCAAUCCCCAUCCCAGCGUCCCCCUGCCCGUCGUGCGCUGCCCUCGUCGCCAUCCCACAGGGCCUGUCGCUGCACUCGCUCCUGGACGUGUCCGAGCCCGUGCCGGGCCAACCUGGGGCCGAGGCAUGGGACAUCCCCGCCGAGCUCGCCACUCUGCCGGCACACGGGUACGACCUGCAUGCGCGCGACCUGCGGAACCGCAUGCUCAAGCGACAGGCGGCGCUGCAUCCCGACCGACACAACGGCGCCGACCUCGCGGCCACGUUGAGUGCGCGCGUCAACAAGGCGUACGAGACGCUCGCCGACCCAUUGCGCCGUUCAGAGUAUAUCCUCAAGCAGUAUGGAAAGGACGUCAAGGAGCAGGAGGGCGUGCAGGAUCACGACCUCUUGAUGGAGAUUCUCGAGGCGCGCGAGACGCUCGAGGAGGCGAGCGACGCUGAGGAGAUUGAGGAGAUCCGGGACGAGAACCACGCCAAGGUCGUCGCUCUCGUCAAGCGCAUUACGGCCGCAUUCUCCCAGGACCCUCCCGACGUCGACGAGGCCAAGGCCCUCACCGUUGAGCUCAAGUACUGGAUCGGCCUGGAGAACGCCGCCCGGGAGAAGCUGUAG
Apiotrichum porosum is the source of this 768-nucleotide messenger RNA. RefSeq lists its product as uncharacterized. Gene Ontology annotation, cellular component: mitochondrion. Gene Ontology annotation, molecular function: protein-folding chaperone binding; ATPase activator activity. Gene Ontology annotation, biological process: protein complex oligomerization; [2Fe-2S] cluster assembly. The transcript has 3 exons. The coding region runs from base 1 to 768 and encodes 255 amino acids. Lineage: Eukaryota; Fungi; Basidiomycota; Tremellomycetes; Trichosporonales; Trichosporonaceae. The record is from RefSeq and is a predicted model, not a curated record.